CAUGUUUAGCCCUUGGCUGAAUCACAGUGACCAGUGCCUUCCUCUCCCAGAGGAGCGACUGGAGCAGCAGCAGGGCUCUGGAGAAAGUUGGAGUGCAGCAGCAGUAGCAGCAGCAGCAGCAGCAAGAGAAGCAGAACACUUCCCCAGGGAAUAAGGUUCUUUCAUCCCGUUAACCAUUACCCCACUGCUUCGCAGGCAGCGUCUUCAAGGAGGCGGGACUUGGGAGGGGGUAGAUGGGAGGGUCAGCGCAUGCCGAUGGACCUUGUCCCUGCUCUGAGCACUUAGGUGACUGGUCCAAACAUGAAGGCAGCUGCAGAUCUUCAGGAUCCAGCAACCCUGAAGUUUCAGUUUAAUCCAAAGUUGGGCAUCGAUAAUCCUGUCCUCUCCCUGGCUGAAGACCACGAUCCCUCUGAUCCCUGGAGCCUGGAACGGCCCCGCUUCUGCCUGCUGAGCAGAGAGGAGGGCGGGAGUUUUGGUUUCCACCUGCAGCAGGAGCCUGACAAAUCUGGGCAUGUGGUGCGCAGGGUGGAUCCAGGCAGCUCUGCCCAGCACCAGGGUCUCCGGGAGGGGGACCAGAUUCUGGCAGUGAAUGACAAUGUCGUAGAACAUGAAGAGUAUGCGAAGGUGGUGCGCUACAUCCGGGCCAGUGGCCCUCGGGUGCUGCUUACAGUUGUAGCAAGACACGUGUAUGACGUAGCCCGAGCACUGCAUGGAGACGAUGCCCACCUCUGUCCUGCCCUUGGCCCUGGGAUUCGGCCGCGGCUGUGCCACAUAGUGAAAGAUGAGGGUGGCUUUGGUUUCAGUGUCACCCAUGGCCAUCGUGGCUCUUUCUGGCUUGUGUUGUGUGCUGGAGGAGCAGCUGAGCGUGCAGGGGUGCCUCCUGGGGCCAGGCUGCUGGAAGUAAAUGGGGUCAGUGUAGAGAGGUUCACCUACAACCAACUUGGCAAGAAGCUUUGGCAGAGUGGAGAGCAGGUGACCCUGCUAGUGGCAGGGCCAGAAGUGGAGGAGAAGUGUUGCCAGCUAAGAAUGCCCCUGGCUGCACCCCUGGCAGAGGGCUGGGCACUGCCUGCCAGGCCUCGCUGUCUGCACCUCGAGAAAGGGCCCCAGGGCUUCGGAUUCCUGCUCCGGGAGGAACGGGACUUCAACGGUCACCUUGGGCACUUCCUGUGGGAGGUGGAUCCAGGCCUGCCAGCUGAGAAGGCUGGGAUGCGAGCUGGGGACCGGCUGGUGGCUGUGGCCGGGGAAAGUGUGGAGGGGCUGUGCCAUGAGGAGACGGUGUCCAGAAUUCGGGCACAGGGGACUUGUGUCUCUCUUGUCGUUGUUGACCGUGAAGCUGAUUCUUUCUUCAGAAUGGUGCGCCUCUCCCCACUCCUCUUCUUGGAGAGCACAGGAGCUAUCACCUCACCCCCAAAUGCCCAUGUGGCUGUGCCAAUCGAGUCCUUGAAAGCACAACUGGAAGAUGCAGCUGAGCCUCGGCUCCCUCUGGGCUCCUGCCAAUGCUCCCUGUAUCCUGGGCCUGGAGGUGGUUAUGGCUUCCGACUAUGCUUAGUGGCCAGUGGGCCUUUUCUCAUCAUCUCCCAGGUGACUCCAGGAGGCUCAGCAGCCCGCGCAGGGCUGCAAAGGGGAGACCUGGUUCUGGAAGUGAAUGGGGAAUCUGUGGGCGGAGAUGGCGCUCAGGAAAGGCUUCAGCAGCUGGCGGAGGCCAAGCCACCUCUCUGCCUGAAGCUGUGGAGGGGCUUGGAGGCCUGGGUUCCCCCAGGGUCUGCAGAGGACUGCGCUCCCUCCUCAGAUCAGCUAUAGAGUGCCCCAGCUUGAUGAGAUCUACCAAGGCCUCUGCUGCCUUCAUGCUUGGCCCAAGGUGGUGGCAGGGAUGCUGUCACUCAGCCGGAAGCUGGGGCUGGAAGACUUGGACGUCGCUCAUCAUAGUGGUCCUGGGAGUCCCCUUGUUUCCCAUGGGCCCAGCUCCCAGCAGCGGGUGUGGGUUAGAGACCCAGGGGCCCCAAGAAGGAGCCUCCAGCUCCAGAGGCUCUUAUGUCAGCUAUAGUUGGCUGUACCCCAGGAAUAAAUGUUUUCCCAGGGGGCACUGUGGGGCAGGCUAGAAGGGAAGCCAUCUGGAACUUGACCCUACAUAGGACUCCAGGAUCCCAGGGUCCAAGAAUUUGGAACUCUAGCAGCCCUUUCCUCUGUGGGCCAUCUUGGGACUGUGCAGGGCUGGUCCCUGGGCCUGGUUGUGUCUGUGAUUGAAAUGGCCU
Molecule: messenger RNA, 2252 nt
Organism: Ochotona princeps (American pika)
Lineage: Eukaryota; Metazoa; Chordata; Mammalia; Lagomorpha; Ochotonidae
Gene: NHERF4
Product: NHERF family PDZ scaffold protein 4
Exons: 11
Coding region: 301-1800 (499 amino acids)
Biological process (GO): protein localization to plasma membrane
Cellular component (GO): apical plasma membrane
Molecular function (GO): signaling receptor binding; protein-membrane adaptor activity
Source: RefSeq, a predicted model, not a curated record